Messenger RNA from Penicillium expansum, 1584 nucleotides. RefSeq names its product Aldolase-type TIM barrel. Gene Ontology annotation, cellular component: cytoplasm. Bases 1 to 1584 code for a protein of 527 amino acids. The transcript is spliced from 3 exons. Gene Ontology annotation, biological process: GTP biosynthetic process. Lineage: Eukaryota; Fungi; Ascomycota; Eurotiomycetes; Eurotiales; Aspergillaceae. The record is from RefSeq and is a predicted model, not a curated record. Gene Ontology annotation, molecular function: IMP dehydrogenase activity.
AUGGCUGAGAUUCAGGAUUAUACCAAGGCUCUAGAGGUUCUUAAGGAGUAUCCUUCUGCAGAUGGUCUCCACGUUGAUACUCUCCUCGACUCGGAUAGUCAUGGAGCCUUGACCUACAAUGACUUCCUGAUCUUGCCCGGUUCUAUCACCUUUCCGGCAUCGGAUGUUACUUUGGAAACCAAAGUAACCCGGCGAUUCACCAUCAAGGCCCCUCUGUUGUCUUCUCCCAUGGACACCGUGACCGAACACAACAUGGCGAUCCAUAUGGCUCUUCUGGGAGGUCUCGGUGUUAUUCACAAUAACUGCCCACCGGACGAGCAGGCCGAGAUGGUGAGGAAGGUGAAACGCUAUGAAAAUGGCUUCAUCCAGGACCCCAUUGUUCUGUCUCCGGAGACCACAGUUGCAGAGGCAAAGGAACUGAAGAUGAAAUGGGGAUUUGGCGGGUUUCCCGUGACUGAGAAGGGAACCCUCCACUCGAAACUUCUCGGCAUCGUCACCAGCAGAGACAUCCAGUUCCACAGAAACCCCGAAGAUCCAGUCACGGCUGUUAUGGCUACAGACCUUGUCACCGCACCGGCAGGCACUACCCUUGCGGAAGCUAAUGAAGUCCUGCGGAGUUCGAAGAAGGGCAAGCUGCCAAUCGUGGACAACCAUGGAUCCCUGAUUUCCCUGCUCUCCCGGAGUGACUUGAUGAAGAACAUCCACUACCCUCUUGCAUCAAAGCUUCCAUCUAAGCAGCUGCUCUGUGCCGCGGCCAUCAGCACCCACGACGCGGAUAAGGUCCGUCUCCAGAAGCUAGUCGACGCCGGUCUCGACAUUGUCGUCGUCGACAGUAGCCAGGGUCACAGCAAGUUCCAGAUUGCCAUGAUCAAAUACAUCAAGCAAACCUUCCCUGAUAUUGACGUUAUCGCGGGUAACAUCGUUACCCGGGAGCAAGCUGCAGCCUUGAUUGCUGCCGGUGCAGACGGUCUACGAAUCGGUAUGGGUAGUGGCUCUGCGUGCAUCACGCAAGAAGUCAUGGCCGCUGGUCGCCCUCAGGCUGCAGCCGUGCGCAGUGUUUCUGCCUUUGCCUCGCGGUUUGGUGUUCCUACCAUUGCCGACGGUGGUGUCCAGAACCUGGGCCAUAUUGUCAAGGGACUUGCGCUAGGUGCCUCAGCAGUUAUGAUGGGAAGCCUGCUUGCUGGAACCACCGAGUCCCCUGGCGAGUACUUCAUGAGCAGUGAAGGUCAAUUGGUCAAGGCCUUCCGUGGUAUGGGCAGUAUCGCGGUCAUGGAGGAUAAGAGCAAGAGUGCUGGCGGCAAUAAUGCUGGUGCUUCCCGGUACUUCUCUGAGAAUGAUAAGGUCAAGGUUGCGCAGGGUGUUGCUGGCUCUGUCAUUGAUCGUGGCUCUAUCACUCAGUUUGUCCCUUACCUCGUUGCUGGUGUGCAGCAUUCUCUUCAGGAUAUUGGUGUCCAGAAUCUUGAUGCCCUGCGUGACGGGGUGAACAAGGGCACGGUCCGCUUUGAGAUGAGAAGCGCAAGUGCGCAGACUGAGGGUAAUGUCCAUGGAUUGCACACCCACGAGAAGAAAUUGUAUUCUUCUUGA